Podospora anserina S mat+ is the source of this 1146-nucleotide messenger RNA. RefSeq lists its product as uncharacterized. The record is from RefSeq and is a predicted model, not a curated record. Bases 1 to 1146 code for a protein of 381 amino acids. The transcript is spliced from 4 exons. Lineage: Eukaryota; Fungi; Ascomycota; Sordariomycetes; Sordariales; Podosporaceae. Gene Ontology annotation, cellular component: cytosol. Gene Ontology annotation, biological process: formaldehyde catabolic process. Gene Ontology annotation, molecular function: S-(hydroxymethyl)glutathione dehydrogenase [NAD(P)+] activity; zinc ion binding.
AUGUCCGAUACAGCUGGCAAGACCAUCACCUGCAAGGCGGCCAUCGCCUGGGGCCCCGGCCAGGAGCUCUCCUACGAGGACGUUGAAGUCGCACCGCCCAAGGCCCACGAGGUCAGAAUCAAGAUCGCCUACACCGGUGUCUGCCACACAGACGCCUACACCCUCUCAGGCAAAGACCCCGAGGGCGCCUUCCCCGUCAUCCUCGGCCACGAGGGCGCCGGCAUCGUCGAGUCCGUUGGCGAGGGCGUCACCAACGUCAAGCCGGGCGACCAUGUCGUGGCCCUCUACACGCCCGAGUGCAAAGAGUGCAAGUUUUGCAAGUCGGGCAAGACCAACCUCUGCGGCAAAAUCCGUGCCACCCAAGGGAAAGGUGUCAUGCCUGAUGGGACCUCCCGGUUCAGGGCACGGGGGCAGGAUAUCCUUCACUUUAUGGGGACGUCGACUUUCUCGCAGUACACCGUCGUGGCUGACAUCUCUGUUGUCGCGGUGCAGCAGGAUGCGCCGAUGGAUAGGACGUGCCUGUUGGGGUGCGGGAUCACGACGGGUUACGGUGCGGCGAGGAUCACGGCGAAUGUGGAGGAGGGGAGCUCGGUUGCCAUCUUUGGGGCGGGGUGUGUGGGCUUGAGCGUGAUUCAGGGCGCGGUGGCGAACAAGGCGGGGAAGAUUAUUGUUGUGGAUGUGAACCCGAGCAAGGAAGAGUGGUCGAGGAAGUUUGGGGCGACGGAUUUUGUGAACCCGACCAAGCUGCCCGAGGGGCAGAGCGUGGUGGAAAAGCUGAUUGAGAUUACGGAUGGGGGGUGCGACUACACGUUUGACUGCACGGGGAAUGUGAAUGUGAUGAGGGCGGCGUUGGAGGCAUGUCAUAAGGGGUGGGGGCAGAGUAUCAUUAUUGGGGUUGCGGCGGCGGGGCAGGAGAUUGCUACUAGACCGUUCCAGCUUGUCACUGGUCGUGUGUGGAGGGGUAGCGCCUUUGGCGGUGUCAAGGGCCGGUCCCAACUUCCUGGGCUGGUGCAGGAUUAUCUUGAUGGCAAGCUCAAGGUGGAUGAGUUUAUUACCCACCGCAAGAAGCUGGGCGAGAUCAACGAGGCGUUUGAGGUUAUGAAGCAGGGUGAUUGCAUUCGUGCUGUUGUCACUAUGGACGAAUAA